This is a messenger RNA of Plasmodium malariae, 2952 nucleotides long. RefSeq names its product conserved Plasmodium protein, unknown function. NCBI's taxonomy places the organism in Eukaryota, Apicomplexa, Aconoidasida, Haemosporida, Plasmodiidae. The coding region runs from base 1 to 2952 and encodes 983 amino acids. The transcript has 2 exons. The record is from RefSeq and is a predicted model, not a curated record.
AUGAAUGUAGCUAGUGAAAAAGUAAGUACGGGUGUAAAAUGCGAAUUUGCGCAAAAAAAAGAAACCUAUGUUAAGAAAAAAAAAAGAAAAAAUUCUGAAAGCAAAAGAAAGAAAACACCCUCCACUAUAAAACACCAUAAAAAAAAAGAUGACAAUAUAAGUAACAAUCUUGUAGAAUCAGACUGCAAAUAUAAAGAGAAUUAUGAUGAUAUACCUGAUGAUCAAAUUAAUACAACUUAUGAUGACUGUACCAAAAAUGAUGAUUCAAAAAAUGAUACUGAAACAACAAGUAAUGAAGAUAGUUUUUUUAAAACUGAAAUGAAUAGCUGUGAUAUGCAACAGCUUUUUUAUGGUCUUUGGCAUUAUGUUAACUGUGCUAAUGAGAAAGGAUUUGAAAAUGAUGAAGUUAAAAAUUUAGAAUUAACAGAAAAUUCAAAUAGCUUCUUUUCUAAUGACAAAAUUCUUUUGUGUAAUAAAUAUAAUUUUUUUAAGGAUGAACAUAAUGGGGGAAAUUCUGAGGAAAUCUCAUCAGAUAAGAGAAAAUGGAAUAACCUCUCUUGCUGGAAUAAUGACAGUGACAUCAAAUGGAAGCAUUGCAUGGUAUGCGCGAGGAGGAACGGAAGCUUGGAGGAGUUAAACGUGAGUAGUAACAAUGACAGUAAAGAUGAUAAUAAUAAUAAUAACAAACAUAAUGAAAGUACUACUACUACUACUACUACUACUACUACUACUAAUAAUAAUAAUAAUAAUAAUAAUAAUAAUAAUAAUAAUAAUAAUAAUAAUAAUAAUAAUAAUAAUAAUAACAAACAUAAUGAAAGUACUAAUAACAGCAGCGCUGACAACUCUCAGCAAAAUCUAUGGGACCCUCUUGCAUACACAGAGAGCAGCGAAAAAAAUAAGGAGCAGCAAGACAAUGGUAUAUCGAUGGACCGUUCUAAUAAUAAGGAAAAUGAAAUAUAUGGAGAGGAUAAAGGGUGGGAUCUAAAUAGCAAAGAUAAAAGUAAUAAAACGGAAAAUAACUUCAAUGAUAAAACAACUACAAACAAUGGCAAUGGGGAUAACGCGAAUGUCUCAUCAUGCUCCGCAUCAAAAGAUUCAAACAUCAAAUUAAAAUCUUCUCCUUCUAUUGUUGAUAAAAAUGUUAUAUUUAUCCAAAUACAGAAUUUUUCUCAAAAAAUUGACGAGUAUAUAUCUGACGAAAGGAUUUUUACAGCACAGAAACUAAUUGAGCAUGUAAAGAAAUAUGUAGAAUAUUACAUUGAAUAUUUUAAAAAAAUAAACGAUAACGAAACAGUGGAAAAAUUAAUGAAAUACUAUGAUGAAGAACUCACAGAUAAGAAUAUUAAUUAUAAUAUUAAUAAUUUAAAAGUUAACAUUCUUUUUUAUUUUUUGAGUUUUUUUCGUUUAAAUGAUAUGUCCAAUAUGUUAAAAGACUAUUCCUAUUAUUUUUCUCUUGAUCCAAUAAACAAAACAAAUUCAGAAACUACUAGCGGUCUUCUUGAAAAUAACAAUUCGACAAAGCAUAGUGGGGACACUUUUAUGAAUAGAAAGUCGUCUAUACAAUCUUGCUUCGCUUCUGACUUCGGAAUAGAAGAAGGAGGAGGACCUAGUAACUCAUCGGCUAAUUAUUCAGGUAUAGAGAUGAGUAGAAGAGCUUCCAUGUUGAACACAACCCUUAGUUCGAAGGAUUUAAAAAAAGAGGAAAAUUGCAAUUACAAAGCUGACAAAAAGGAGCAGGAGCAGGAGCAGCAAAACACUAAUCGCAACAGUACUAGCAGCAAUAUGGAUGAUCAAACUAACAAAAGCAACGAUAGUAACAAUGCGAAAGAUAAGGAGAACAGAAACAUAUAUUUUUACCAAACUAACAGCCUUAUUAACAGCAAAAAGUUCGACGAGAGAGAGCUUAAUGAAGACUUCAGUACUAUUGUUGAUAAAGUAUAUCAUCAACAUUACAACAACUCUAAUUUUAUUAACUACAGAAGAAGGUCAUUUAGCAAAAAAAGUGUAGUAGGUGAAACUACUGUAAGUAGAAAAGGAAGUAAUCUUCAUAUGGUUAAAAUUAUAAAAAAGUAUUCAAGAAAAUUAAAAAAUUUUAGAAGAGCAAAACAGAACAAAGAAGGAUGGAUAAAAGAAAAUGAUAAAUAUUUUGAUUUAUGGCAUAGUGUUGAUAGUGAAAACAAUAUUACAAUACAUAUACGAGCAAAAUUAUCAUACGAUGUUAAAAAAAUCUUAUCAAUACUUAGUGAAACAGAGUUAAGUACUAAUUGGGCUCCUUUUUUAACAUCAGCAAACAAAAUAAAACAUUUAUCAAAAUCUAGUGCACUAAUUUCACAAAUGUAUGAAUAUCCUAUAAUUGGAAAAAAGGAGUCCUUAAUGUACUGCUUAGGUGCAAAUUCCUUAGAAGAACUCGGGUGCAUAAUCCUGUGCUGCAAGGCCCCCCCAGAAAUGAAGAAAGAUAUUUCGUUUUACCAAGAUAUGUGCGAACAGUUAAAUAUAAACAAAGAUGGUGAAAUACUAAAAGUUAAUGAGAUACCUGUAAAAUUCAGAAAAACAAAGAGCGAAGUAACAUUCUUUGAUUGCAAAUUACCUGAACCAAUUCCUAAAAUAGAUAGACAAAGAGCAGCUAAUUUGUGUUUUCUGUUAUACCCGUUAAAUGAUGGAAAUUCCACAGUUCUUGAGCUGUUUGUGCAUUUUGAAAAUGAAUUCAAAUAUACACCUAUUAAAAUGGUCCUUUUUUUUAUUAAAAAAAUUGUAAAAAAUAUGUACGAAAAUAUCAUUAAAUCCUGCAAAAAUUAUGACAAUAUAUAUGCCGACACUUUAACGAAAAAUUCAGAAUUUUAUGAUUGGUUAGACAAUCAACUUAAAAGACACAUGAAAAAUAAAAAUGGGAAACUUAUGGAUUCCGUAAGUCUUGAAAGUUAUAUCGAGCCGGAGAACAACGAAGAGGUUUAA